Messenger RNA from Solanum dulcamara, 1368 nucleotides. RefSeq lists its product as uncharacterized. The transcript is spliced from 4 exons. NCBI's taxonomy places the organism in Eukaryota, Viridiplantae, Streptophyta, Magnoliopsida, Solanales, Solanaceae. Gene Ontology annotation, cellular component: cytoplasm. Bases 95 to 1204 code for a protein of 369 amino acids. The record is from RefSeq and is a predicted model, not a curated record. Gene Ontology annotation, molecular function: flavin adenine dinucleotide binding; electron-transferring-flavoprotein dehydrogenase activity.
CCCGCGUAGUUGACAAUUUCCAUGAUUUUUCUAAUUCUUUCCUAAUUUAUCCACAGUUUUUUUAAUUCUUUUUGAGAAGAAAAUAAUUGUGGGGAUGGAGAAUCCACCGGAGUGGGGCGACAGCGGAAGAGGGAGGAGGGUGGUGGUGAUUGGUGGCGGAGUGGCUGGUUCCUUUAUUGCAAAGUCUCUUCAAUUUGAUGCAGAUUUAACUCUUAUUGAUCCGAAGGACUAUUUCGAGAUACCAUGGGUGAGUUUAAGAGCAACGGUAGAGCCUUCUUUCGCGGAGAGAUCAUUGAUCCACCACAAAGAUUACCUCGCCAAUGGGCGUCUCAUAGUGUCUGAAGUAACUAAUAUCACCAACAAAGAAGUCUUGACUGCAGAUGGACACCAAGUUAUCUAUGACUAUCUCGUGGUAGCCACCGGUCACUAUGAUCCCCUACCUGUAACGAGAAUGGACAGAUUGGAAGAAUAUCAAACAGAGAAUGAAAAGAUAAAAGCAGCUGAUUCUAUAUUGAUUGUUGGUGGUGGUCCUACUGGUGUUGAACUUGCAGCAGAAAUCGCUGUCGAUUUUCCUCAGAAGAAGGUAACUUUGGUGCACAAUGGAUCCAGAUUACUAGAGUUCAUCGGACCAAAAGCGUCUGACAAGAUUUUAGAAUGGUUAAAAAACAAGAAUGUGGAAGUGAAAUUGAUGCAAUCUGUCGAUAUGAGUAAUAACACAAACAACUCGGAUGGAAACAGAACAUAUUUCACCUCGUCUGGGGAAACUAUCAGAGCGGAUUGCCAUUUUCUUUGCACGGGAAAGCUACCAGGUUCAGAGUGGUUAAGGGAAACGUAUUUGAAAGAUCGAAUCGAUAAUUUUGGAAGAUUGAAGGUUGAUGAGAAUCUUAGAGUCAAGGGUCAUAGAAACAUAUUUGCUGUUGGAGAUAUAACUGAUAUUAAGGAACUUAAACAAGGAUAUUCGGCUCAAAAACAUGCUCUAGUAGCCACGAAGAACUUGAAACUUUUGAUGAGCGGAGGAAAAGAAAGCAAACUUGCAGCAUACGAGCCUCGAUCAUCACCUAAGAUUAUUGUCUCAUUAGGGAGACAAGAUGCAGUGGCUCAAUUUUCAUUCACGACGAUCAUUGGAUUAGUCCCUGGGAUGAUGAAGUCUAAGGAUUUAUAUGUUGGGAAAACGAGGAAGAAAAUGGGGCUUCAACCUAAGUAAUAAUAUUGUUUCAUUCAUGAAAUUUAAGAUUAUUUUGAGUGUAAGAAAAUGGUGUCAUUUCAUGGCCAAAAUUUGAGCUCUUCUACUUACAUUUUGUAGAAGAAUGUGCAUAGGAGUUCAAUUUUUCUGAAUAGGUGUGCUAUAAAUAUUUUUUAGUUGUUGUA